Molecule: messenger RNA, 3057 nt
Organism: Salvelinus sp. IW2-2015
Lineage: Eukaryota; Metazoa; Chordata; Actinopteri; Salmoniformes; Salmonidae
Source: RefSeq, a predicted model, not a curated record
CUGGGACGCAAUCACACACUAUUUGGACAGACUGUCCUAAAUAAAUUUGGGGCAGACUCAGAAACUGCAUAAUGCUGAUGAAAUAGCUAAGGGAGCUUUACGGAUCCAUUAUAACAGUGAGUGAGAUUUGCGACUUUAGCUAUGAAUUGAAGCUUGCCCGCUAGGUUUAGCCAAAUAAAUUAAAGUACGUUGUUAUCCGUAGCUAGCUAGCUGAUCAAGCUAAUUUGACUAGCUAGCUACUGUAGUUAGCUGUAGUUACCCUAUUUUGUAUUCGUAACUAGCUUGUCUGCUAAUCCUAGUUAGUUAGCUUGUUUUGUUUCGCUGAAUACUUUUACACGCUGGAACGCUUGUUUCUCCAUAUUGCAUGAAUGUCUGUUUAAAAGGCAAAGACAAUAUUCAAAGAAGAGCUAACGUUAGCUAACUAACUAUAACAUUUGCUAUGUUCUUUAUUUAGACCCCGCCCUCUACUCAGUUGUCUUACUGGAACAUUUGCAUUAUUGAUGUGCUGCAAUGUUUCCAUCCAAACAUUUUAGUUGGUGUAACAGUAGUAACGUUAGCUUGUCAGAGUUGACCGAUUUUACACAUUGCCAUACGAAAUAAUGAUUGUGAUUAUUGACUAUUAUAAGCUGACUUGCUGUACACCCACAUAUAGUGUACAACCUACAAGAACUCUAUCUGACAUCAAAUGAACUUACUGAAAGUAUUUCCUAGUGGUCUGCUGGGAUGGCUUCUAAGCUCAUGGACAGACUGCGACGGACACUGUUCAAAGAAGGAGAAGUAGUCUCUAAYGAGCCAAUUGAUGUAACAGAGGAAAGCUUCCCAGAGAGUUCUGAGUUAGAGGACGAUACAGAGUGUGUCUCAGAGCGGCUUGGGGGAACACUCUGCUUCGAUGGGGAGAGCGCCCUGGAAUCCGAAGACCCAGGUGAGGCCUCAGGACCAGACAGUGACUCAGACUACCUUGGAGAGUCCAUAGAGGAUGGAUUCAGCAGCACAGACACCAGCCCAGUGGGCCCGUCUCCUGGAGGCUCAUCCCUGCUCACACGUCAGCUGCAGGAUAGCUGGAGGAGCUUAAGAUUCCACAGUGUUCCUCAGAAGCUGGUGUUUGAAGUGACUGAUGCCAGUGUGGUGCAAGAGAGCUCAUCCAAGUAUGUGCUCUACACCAUCCAUUUGAUCCAGUCUGGGAUGUUUGAUGAAACCCCCGCCGCCAUCACCCGGCGAUACACUGACUUUAAGCGCCUGCACAGCUGCCUUCGCCGUCGUCACAGGGACAACAUGGAGCGUGUCGGUUUCCCCCGCAAGAAGCUGCGUAAAAACUUUGUGGCUGAGACCAUCGCCAAGCGGAGCCGAGCGUUUGAGCAGUACCUGACCCACAUGCACUCGUUGGCUGAGCUGCAGCGCUCGCCCACCUUCCUGGAGUUCUUCUACCUGGGUGACCUGAAGGCUGGCCAGAUGCUGAUGCGUGUGGGCCGUUACCAGGAGGCCCUGGGCCCUCUGCUCAAUGGCCUGAGGCUCCAGGAGAAGCUAGGCUGUGAGCAGCAGGGAAAGCAGCAGCCCCAUCACCAGCUGGGCACCCACUGGCUCUUCACCCUGUUGGCCCUGGUGACCUGCUUCCAGGAGCUGGAGCAGCUGGGGGAGGCCCAGGAGCACUGUGACCGAGCCCUGAGGGACCUGGCCCCCUCACCGGAGGCCUUGCAGCAGCACCACUUUCACCCACUGCUCAUUCCUCUUCUCCAGACCAACGUCAGACUGUCAUGGAAGAUCUCUAAGGAUAAGCGGCAGUGGGAAGUGCUGCUUCAGGAGAUCCAGGACUCUGGGGCUGAUAUAGGGAACCAGCCCAGCCUGAAGGAGUACCUGAUGAAGGAGGCCCUGGUGGAGAGCGAGGGAGACACUAAGGCCAAGCUCAAAAGGGAGAAGGCCACUUAACCCAAAGAUAAUGGUGCUCAUAGUUAUGAGGAAAGAAUUUCAUGUAACCUAGUAAUGAGGGAUUUGGUCUUUGGUCUCUUGACAUGUAUUUCCCACAGCACUGUCUGAACUGUUAGACAUUCUAAUUUGAAUACACUCAACCUACCAAGUCAUGCACAAAUAGCAGAAAACAAUCGCAUGUUAUUGUAUAUAAAGUUCAAAUUAUUUGCUUGAUUGUUUUACCUUGUAAAUUGUAGACAUGUAAGUCAUUUUUAUCCACAUUAUAUUUGAUACAGCUGCUUGGAAAUAAUUUUUUAUUAAACGUAUUUUUCCAAAACAGUUUUAACAGCAAAUAAUAGGUCACUAUUUCUAAAAUAUUCCUGCUUUUUAAAACCUUUUAAAUUAUGCCAUUCACAUUCUUGAGAUUUAAGUGGAUGAAUAACUUUAGGAUGACAAAAGGAUAGAACAUGCAUUUUUAAGGACAAACUUUGCACAAGUUAAAGUAAUAAUUUUCUACCUGUGAGGUAGAUAUUAUUUUCUUGUUUACACAUGAAAGAAAAACCAAUGUCUGACAGCUAUUGACAACACUCCUACUUGUUAGCAAGGAAUUGUAAUCAUUCUUAACUAAUUUGUUUAUAUUGCUAUAGUAUUAUGCAGCCUCUGUACCAGAUUUGGAUUUGUCACUUUAAUGUCAAUAUAGACUUACAUAAGGGAAAAUAAUUCAGGUUGGUUUUCUUUCAUAUGAGGGAGUGUGAGCAUAGGGAGGAGCCAAAUAAGAAUCUGAAUGCACCGCUGGAAGUGUGUGUUUUAGACUAUGUAUUUUUGCCAUACUGCAGGCAGUAACUGAAAUAGGUCUUGUAUCACUAAUGACGUUAUUUCAAAGCAGACCUACAAUCCUGUGAUAGAGCAGGGAGGUAAACCUUUUGUUGCACUGUGAAAUAGGCUAGUCUUUAUGCUUGAGUGACGAUUUCAAACUAACCUAAGAAUUUUCUCAAUAGCGUAGAUUAAACACUUGCAACAAUGUUACAUCUUUCUCUGAAAGUGCCUGCCUUGCACCUUUGAACUCUAGCCUUAACAUUUCACUCUGUUUCUUUGUAUACUAAAAUGAUUGGAAUAUGUAUUUUGUUUAAUAAAUCUAUCUCCCKAAAAAGUUGA